Messenger RNA from Salvelinus namaycush (lake trout), 2193 nucleotides. RefSeq names its product CMP-N-acetylneuraminate-beta-galactosamide-alpha-2,3-sialyltransferase 2-like. The record is from RefSeq and is a predicted model, not a curated record. The transcript has 6 exons. Gene Ontology annotation, molecular function: beta-galactoside (CMP) alpha-2,3-sialyltransferase activity. NCBI's taxonomy places the organism in Eukaryota, Metazoa, Chordata, Actinopteri, Salmoniformes, Salmonidae. Bases 27 to 1154 code for a protein of 375 amino acids.
UCCAAAGGUCAGGGGAGCUGAGGCCCAUGUUGACAGGCGGGACCAGCGUGGAGCGGGGUGGUCGGACGGCAGGGGCCAGGGCCGGCGGAGGGGGCAUGCGGUGCUCAUUGAGGGUGUGGGUUCUGCUGGGCUCCCUGGGCCUCGUCUUUCUCACCUCCCUCUUCUUCUCCAUCUCUCUGAGGGGGGGCGUUGGCCUGCCCUACCUGGAGCCCCCCGGGUGGGAGAAGUCCAGCCGAGUAAAGCUAGUGCCCAACUACUCUGGUGUCCACCAGCUGGGCCCACUGGAGAGCACCCAGCAGCAGAAGACAUGUGCCUGUCCCCGCUGUGUGGGGGACCCUGGGGUGUCGGACUGGUUUGAUGAGAACUACGACCCGGACAUCUCCCCUGUGUGGACACGGGACAACAUCCAGCUGCCUUCAGACGUCUACUACUGGUGGGUGAUGCUGCAGCCUCAGUUCAAGCCCCACACUAUCCAGCAGGUGCUGUUGCGACUGUUCCAGGUGAUCCCUGGCCGCUCCCCCUAUGGCUCCUGGGACCCCGCCCGCUGCCUGCGCUGUGCCGUGGUGGGGAACUCUGGCAACAUGCGCGGGGCCGGUUACGGACCCACCAUAGACAGCCACAACUACAUCAUGAGGAUCAACCUGGCCCCCACGCUGGGCUAUGAGGAGGAUGCAGGCAGCCACACCACCCACCACUUCAUGUACCCAGAGAGUGCCAAGAACCUGGCAGCCAAUGUCAGCUUCGUCCUGGUGCCCUUCAAGACCCUGGACCUGCUGUGGAUCACCAGCGCACUCUCCACUGGACAGAUCCGCUUUACCUACGCCCCUGUGAAGCAGUUUCUACGGGUGGACAAGGACAAGGUUCAGAUCUUCAACCCAGCCUUCUUCAAGUACAUCCAUGACCGCUGGACCAGGCACCAUGGACGCUACCCUUCCACAGGCAUGCUAGUCCUGUUCUUCGCUCUGCACGUGUGUGACGAGGUGAAUGUGUUUGGCUUUGGCGCUGACAGUCGAGGCAACUGGCACCACUAUUGGGAGCAGAACCGCUACUCUGGAGAGUUCCGGAAAACAGGGGUGCAUGAUGCAGAUUAUGAGGCCCUGAUCAUUGACUCGCUGGUUAAGGCUGGCAAGAUCACCAUCUUCCCAGGAAAGUGACGAGGGCUGAAGGUGUGGUGGGCUGGACAGGUUUACAGGAACACUAGAACACCCAUCACCACAAGGCUUUUUGAUGUUGUCAUCUGCUUCUUUGUGCUUUGCAUAGAGAGGGAUCCAAAACAGUACAUUAUACAAUGCCUGCUAAUCAUGUUCCCAUUGUGCAGGAUGGUAAGAUGAUGGUGGUUUUGGGUCGAACUACAUGUGAUUACACUCUGCCCCCAACAGGCCUACUACCUCCAUAGAAACGACAGAACUAUAAAGGGGGCAGAUAAGUCUGGCCUAGCCACUGUAUGGACCUGUGAACCAGUCCCAUCCACGAUCCCCCCUCUUGCUCAGCCGUUGGGAGUUGAGUCAUCACACGCCUUGGGGGUCUCACGCCCAGAGACUCAGUCCCCUCCCACUCUGUCGCCCCCACCGUAAAUACCAUGACAACCAGUGAUGGUCACUGAGCUAUCCCUGCCAUGUCCACACUCACCUGCAGAGCUGCUGCUAAAGCCCUCUCGCUAGCCACACCUGCAUGGAGCUAGGAGUACUAGGUAAUUGAAGUUUACAUGCUUUCAAGCCCAGAGGCUACUUCAAAAUAAGAGUCCCUGUUGUAAUUACAUGACUAUCAUCUUGAAGGUAUGUACAGCCCACAGGGAUUUGACCACAUAUACGGUAUUAACCGUUUUAUUUGUGUUAACCAUUUUAAGUGACUAAUCAUACUGCUGAUUAGGUAAAUUGGGGAGAGGCUUACACACAGUCAACAACACAAGCAGACACAGACACAAACACAAGCUGACAUACAGAUAAGAAUUAAACCACUCACUCAUUCACACAUAUACUGUACAGUGCCUUCAGAAAGUAUUGCAGCCUGAAUUCAAAAUUGUUUUGUUUUUUUAAAUAUCACCAAUCUACACAUAAUAGCCCAUAAUGACAAGGUGAAAAUAUGUUUUUCGAUAUUUUUUCAAAUUAAUUGUAAAUGAAAUAUAGAAAUAUCUCAUUUGCAUAAGUAUUCACACCCCUGAGUCAAUACAUUUUAGAAUAACCUUUUGCAGGG